Messenger RNA from Drosophila takahashii, 1040 nucleotides. Its product is annotated as chymotrypsin-1. The record is from RefSeq and is a predicted model, not a curated record. NCBI's taxonomy places the organism in Eukaryota, Metazoa, Arthropoda, Insecta, Diptera, Drosophilidae. Gene Ontology annotation, biological process: proteolysis. Gene Ontology annotation, molecular function: serine-type endopeptidase activity.
AAAAAGAAAGAGAUAACUACAUCAACAUGAAGUGCCUGGUUCUGAUUAGUCUGCUGGUGAUCCUGUCGCAGUGUUCGGCGAAGAGUGUUAAAAGACCUCGUCUUCGUCAUCAGUUAAACCAUCAUUUGGGCCACGUUAAGCCCGAGACCCGGGUGAUUGGAGGCGUGGAUUCACCCACUGGCUUCGCUCCCUACCAGGUUUCCAUUAUGAACACCUUUGGCGAGCAUGUCUGCGGUGGCAGUAUCAUUGAUGAACAUUGGAUCCUCACCGCCGCCCAUUGCAUGGAGUGGCCCAUUCAGUAUCUGCUGGUUAUCACCGGCACCACGGACUACACAAAGCCUGGAGCGUCGUAUGUUGUGGAUAAAUCGAAGGUCCAUUGCAGCCAUGACAAGCCGGCCUAUCACAAUGACAUCGCGCUGAUUCACACGGCCAAGCCCAUAGUUUUCGAUGCGAUGACCCAGCCGAUUCGCUUGGCCAGCAAGGGCAGUCUGCCCAAGGUGGGCGACAAGCUGACGCUGACCGGAUGGGGCAGCACCAAGACCUGGGGCAGGUAUUCCACCCAGCUGCAGAAGAUCGAACUGAACUACAUCGAGCACGACAACUGCGAGUCGCGGGUGCGAAACAUCAAUUGGUUGAGCGAGGGACAUGUGUGCACCUUCACCCAGGAGGGCGAGGGAUCCUGCCACGGCGAUUCCGGAGGUCCUCUGGUCGAUGCGAACCAAACCCUCGUCGGCGUGGUCAAUUGGGGCGAGGCCUGCGCCAUUGGCUAUCCAGAUGUUUUCGGUUCGGUGGCCUACUACCACGAUUGGAUCGUAACGAUGAUGACCGAUGCUGGAACCGCCUGCUAAAGGUCGAAAAAAGUCACCCGAGGGGGUACAAAAGCCAAAAAAGCCAACGAACAAAAAUAGCACCUGCCAUUUAAUGGCUCCUGCCUAUUGAUCAAAUUAGCCAGUAAAUUUUAUCACUCACAUGAUAUCAUAGAUAUCAUAAAUUAUUUAUGAACAAAUAAAUGAGCAAUUACGCUUCACUUUUAACUUAAA